Dreissena polymorpha is the source of this 2358-nucleotide messenger RNA. RefSeq lists its product as uncharacterized. The record is from RefSeq and is a predicted model, not a curated record. Lineage: Eukaryota; Metazoa; Mollusca; Bivalvia; Myida; Dreissenidae. Bases 352 to 1053 code for a protein of 233 amino acids. The transcript is spliced from 5 exons.
UGGGCCUUUAAGAAUUAUGGAUAAAUCAAUACCAUAUAAAGCCAUCAAUAGAUAACAUAAAACAGAGUAUAUAAUAUUUGAGCCUCGUUCUGAGAAAACGGCGUUCAACACAUGUGCGUAAAGUGUCGUCUCAGAUUAGCAUUGGUUUAUCAAGGACGGCAAAGGUGUCAUGGUCGAAUUAGAUGCUUUAUGUUUCUUCACUGCAACAUUAUAAUUACCUCCCUUAGUUCAACAUUUGCCAAGUAAAUAGUAUGGAGAUGUUAAUUUUAAUUACACGCUGCUUCACAGAAGAAAGGCUUGUCCGCAUAUGCGCCUUACUUCCUGUGCGAUGACUUCAGGGUGCUCAACAACAUGUCUUGGUGGUACGGCUGGGAAGACGCCUUGAACCUAUAUAACCAGUACGUCACCAGCAAAUGCCCAAUACCGCAGGCUCACAUGCCAGAGUUUGUCCCAAUGAUCUGGAGCAUGCAUAGCAACAACGUCUCCAGGUGGAUCCACAUACCUAGCAACUCGAAAUACGUGCUUGGUUUCAACGAACCGGAUGUGCACGAUCAGGCGAACAUGACUCCACAGGAAGCAGCAGCUUACUGGCCCCUUAUUGAGCAAGCUGCUGGAGGCAUACCACUCGUGGCCCCAGCUCCGGCGGCCCAGAAUUUCCAUUGGCUAGAUCAAUUUUUGCAUUUAUGCCACAAUUGUCGCAUUGACUACCUAGCUGCGCAUGCGUACAGUUGUAACGCAGACGAGAUAAUGGCGUAUCUACAGAAGCUCUACAAUCGCUACCACAAGCAAAUUUGGUUGACGGAGUUCGGCUGCCCCUAUAUGGCAGACGAGGAUUCGCAGCUGCGUCUGAUGCAGGCGUUACUUCCUAUGUUGGAGGCGGCAAACUAUGUUUUCAGAUACUCGUGGUUCAUGGCUCGGGUAAAGGACGAUGCUGUGGGCGGGUUCGUGCGCACGUCCAUUAGUCUUCUUUUCCGAGAGUCUCCUACCCUGACGCGUCUCGGACAUUUCUAUAACGAGUUCCAGCCCGGACACGGCAGCGUUCCCGUCGGUUAACAGCGUCCACUUUUGUUGUGAUUUAUAAUAUAACGAUUAUACUUUAUUUACUACUCUGUCUUUACAUCGAAAUGUAAUUUGACACAUGCAGCUUGCGUUUACCAAAUUCUCAUUAGUUAUCGUUUUGUUUGUUCACAACCAUUUCUAAAGCAGCAACUUAACUAAUAACACUGUUUUCUGUAUUUGCUCGUUACACAGUGUGCACAUAGUAUGCACACAGUAUGCACAAAGUAUGUACAAAACAUUCAGACAGACGAAAUGUCGCACUCGAUAUCGAUCGGGUCCAAUACAAAAAAACGUCCACCCUUGUGAAUAUAUAAUAUAAUUAUUUGUUUAAAUAACCAAUGCAUAUAUUAUUUCCAUGCCAUCGUAUUUCUAUUAUAACGAUAUUUGUUUUGCGUAUUUGAUGAGUAGUAUAAACUGUGUGUGAAAAGUCCGUUGCGAUGAAUUUUCUGUACCGGUAUUAUGUAUGUACUUCCUUGUCAGAAACGUACGUUUUCGGCGCUUCGUUGUUCAUUAUCGAAACAAAACGCCGCUAACGUAGUAAGACCGCUGUCGAGAAAAAAACACUGAGUUUAGUAUAUAAUUAACAAUAUUUUGAUUAAAUUUAUUGUUGAAUGAACUUCAAUUUCAAAGUCUAUUAAUGCCUUGUUUGAGUGUAAUGAUAAUCGUCUUAAGAUAUUGGUCCAGUCCAUUGUAAUUUGACCAGAUUGUUGUAUCUUUUGCAAAUUCUUAUUUAUUCAUAGCUUUUAAUUUAAAAACACAACUUAUAUGACACACUAUACAAAUAAUGCCCAUGUUAUGAACAAUUAAAAACUAUUUAUUCAAAUUAACUAGUGUUAAUCAGAUUUGAGUGUUUCCUUACACAAAUAACAGUAAAGAAGUCGUACGGCAACUGGUUGUCUUUGAGGUACAUAAAAAAAAUUGAUGACAACUUUAAAAGAUCAAUUAAAGCCAUCAAUUUAAUCAACGGUUUCAGUAUUUGAUAGUUAUAUAAUCAUAACCUAAUUUAAAAGUUUGUUAUGUUCGAUUUUUUAGUUGAUCUGUGAUUUAAUUUUAUUUAUCACAGUGCACUAAGACUGAAUGAGGACGCCAUUUUUGUUCCUUGACGCUUUGUUACUAUUAUUAUCAACUUAGUUGUGAACAUUAUAAUAAAAUGUGUUAUUAAUAAAUUAAAUCAUAUAGUGAAGUGUUAAAUCUCACAAGUCAUAAACAUGCAAUUAUAAAUAAUCUUUUUGACAGUUAUUAUAUUAAGUCAGCAUAACUACAAUACCAUUUUUACCGAAGCAAAUAUCCUAUUGUGGU